Molecule: messenger RNA, 1177 nt
Organism: Phyllotreta striolata
Lineage: Eukaryota; Metazoa; Arthropoda; Insecta; Coleoptera; Chrysomelidae
Source: the annotation of a GenBank genome assembly
AUGUUUAUUCGUUUGAAAAUGAGUUUGGCUAUUUUGGGAUUCGUCGGUGCUUUGAAUUUCGAUAACGAAUUAAGGGUUAUUUCGAUGGAUUGUUAUGAAAGAUUGGCAAUAGGACAAAGAAUAAAUUCAAACGAUACAUACAAAUCGUUUCCUUACAAAACUGUAACAGAAUGCAAAAAAGCUUGUUCAGAAGAAAAGUCCAAUUGUAAAGCAUUUGCUUUCGGAAUAUCAUCGAAAGGGAACGCUACUUGCGAAUUAAGCAAAAACGCCAUUAAAGAAACUGUUGAUUGGAAACCAAUUGGAACAAUUACUGACACAGACUUUGAUCUGUAUAUAAAAAAGUUUGGAUGCACUCUAGUUAACGAACCUUCCCAUCACAAACAUCCAGAGCAAAAUUUUCAUUCACCUACAAAACCCACUACUUUGGGUAAUGUCCCAGACGACAUCAGCACUCACGAUGCAUCAAAUGAACCGAUUCCACCGUCUUCUGAUAAUAAAAACAACGAAGAAAUCCAUAACGUGCACACGAUUGUGAGUGUAGCCUCAGGACCCCAGAGCGGUAUUCGAUCCAAAGCAUGGAAUUCUCGUCGCUGGGGCACACCAAAAUGAUUACAACUUUGGAACAAACACCCCGCCAUAUUUGUACAAUCAUCAUGAAUUCUACAACAAUUUUCGCCCCGAUAGCUAUGCGAGCAACUACAAUGGAAUUGCGGAAGAUACGAGGCCAUAUGGCCCUUUUGAGUACGCAGAUGUUGAUAGAUAUGAUUAUUCGCAUGAUAACAGAGUGUAUAAGGAUAGUUACAGAGAUAGAUGGCAGUCUAAUCAUCAUUUCUAUCCGCUACCAGAAAAAUACGGAUCGGUUAUUCCGCAUCCAGAUUACUACUACAAACGACAAGAUGUGGGAUAUAAACAUAAUAACAUUAGAGUACCGUUUCCACAGAAUUCUGUGUACGAAUACAAUCUUCCCUCGAAACCUGUAAAUGAAAAUCCACAUUUUUCCACUCAUGUGCCCGAUAAACAUCCCCAGACUGACACGCUGUAUGAAAAACCUCCGAAAAGAGUGGAUCAUGUUACUCAGAAUGAAAAUAAAGUCUCUUCGAAACCGAUAAUAAGGCAUAGUAUUGGAUCCAAAGGAGUGCACAUAACGUCGAUAAUAACUGAAAUUACUGAUAAAGGU